GGAAAUUCCACCCGCAUUCAACGCCUAGGGCUCAGCCGCGGCUGCGCCCGGAAUCCGCGGCCUCUCCUUCGUGACCCCGGAGUGGGUAAGUGACGAGGGCACGGCCAGAAACGCAUUGGCGUCAAGGAAACCACGACCCAUCUUCCUGGAAGGAAACUUGGGGACACUUACGAAGAGAAGACUAGGAAGGACCGGAGUAGAAGCACCAAAGGAGGUAGAAGCAACACGCGGUGUUCUUGAAGAGUUUCCAGACAGAUGUAUUAAAUUCCACAGUGUAUCAGGAAAGAGCAAGACCGAAAAUUGCAGUUGAAUUUAGGAAGGAGGCGGUAAUGGAACUUCAGAAGCAAAAUUUCAGGGAGUAGAAAGGAAAAACAAAGUCAGGAGGAGCCUUGCCGGAGAAGCGGAGAUAGGACAGCCCCAGCAUGAGGGUGGCUUAGCACAGGGAGAGGGGUUGCUUUUUUAUUUUUUUUAGGGGUGCCAUAACAAUGUUGGUGGUCAAAGAGAGGAGAAAUCCAGGUGAACAAAUAGUUGGAAAACAAGAGAGGAGGGAGAUGGGUGGAUAAGGUCAUCUGGAGAAGGUGGGCGAAGAAGAGAUGCAGGAUACAAUAAUUUUCUGGCGUUGUUUGGUCUCCUUGACCCAUGGCUGACUUACCUGCCCUGUAUCCCUGGCUUGAGCCACUGAAGCGAAAAGUCCCAGGGGCUGGAUAUUGUAAUUGUCAAGAGGUUGGACAUACAGGAGAGAGAUUGUAUUUAUAGGAAGAUCUGAAGGGAGUGCUGCCCUGACUCAGGAGAAGAAGCUGAAAAGCUGGAAGGAACAUUCAUUCAGAAAGUUUUUGUUGAGCAUCUAUCUACUACUUGCCAGCUAUUUUUCCAGGUCUCAGGAUACAGCCGUGAACAAAAUACACUCAGAUAGCUGAUGUCUUAAGGGUGUCAUUCCUUUAUUAGCAGAGAGAGAGCAAAACAAUAAAUGUAAUAAGUAAAUUAUUCAGCAUGUCAGAAGGUUGAUUACGUGUUGUGGAGAAUAAAUUCUUAGAAGGGUAAGGAGAUUGGAGUAGGUCUCACUGAGGGGUGAGGGAGUAAGUGUUACGAAUCCGAGUGCAGACAAAGCAGUAGCCUAAGAGGCGUGUGCCCAGGGUGGCUCAACACAGCAAGGAGGCCAGUGUGGCUGGAGUAGAAUGAAGUAAGAUGGGAGUGGAGACAAGGAGGCUAAGUCAGGGAAAUAAGAGGUGGGAACAAGUGGUUUAGAGAAGGGAAUCUUCUAGUGUGAGCCCCAGAUCUGCAGCCUCAGGUGCUGGGAGUUGUUAGAAAUGCAGAUGCUAAGACCUCAACCCCAGCUUUAUUCAAUCACAGGCUCUGGGGUUGGGGACCAGCAAUUCUCUUUUAACAAUUCUUCCAGAUGAUUCUGAUGGGUGAUGAAGUCCAAGAACCACUGUGGGACUUUGUAGACAAUUGUAAGGACUCUGGCCUGUCCCUGCCCUCCAGCCAGAGACGUCUUAUCAGGAACACACCUGUGCUUAAACAAGUUGAGUUCAUUAUUAAUAGUUCUUGCAGUGAGGAAGCAGGUGUUGUGGAGGACCAUUGGGACAGCUUGGUGAGGGUGAGAGAACCUAUUAUAGAAUUUGGGCGAUUUGCGGGAGGGCUCAAGAAAGCCAGGCUUCACCCUUGAUUGGGUGCCGUCAGAAAGCAGGGACAUUUCUGUGACUAGGUAUCUGAAUAAGUAUUGUCUACAAGAUGGACAGACUAGAGUGAGGAUAAAGCUAUACUUAGUAAAGAAGCAGCAGUCACUCAUAAUAGCAGAGAAGGACGUUUGGUAUUUCAUGGCUUGCACAGUGACCUUGCUCUCUUGUCUCUGCUUAGACAAAAUUUUGAAAUGGCCUUGUUGUUGUCUCCCUUUUUUAUAGUCUGACUGACCUUGUCUCAUGUUGGUGUUCUGUGAGAUUAUGUCCCACAGAAGAAUAACUGGGCCAAGCUGUGAGCAUCAGGCCAGCUUCUAACAACCCUGAAGUCUAGCUGUGUCAGACCAGCUCUCAGAUGUCAGGGCCUGCCUCUUCCUUUCUCAGGCUUUUAAUCUGGGAGAAAGAGAAAGCCACUGGGAGGUUUCGAACAGAACAGUGACAUGAUCUGACUGAGCUUUAAAAAAAUAUUAAUAACUCUGCAGUGUUGUGAAGAGGCAGUAGUGUCAGGCAAGAGUAGGCCAGAAGACAAGGUAGGAGGAAGAUUACAGAGAAAAGUUGAUAGAAGGGCUGUUAAGUGCAUCUCAGCCAGAUCUAACCAACCUUAAAACAGUAGAACUGCCAGGGGCUCCAAAUUCUAAUAGAUCCUGCCAGAAAUCUGUGGUAUAAGGUAAAAGAUACCAGUUAGCACCAAGGCCAGAGCAAGAUUCUUCCAUCUUUUAUGAAAGAGCCUUUUAUGGAAGAGGCCUUCCAACCAAACCAAUUCUCUUCUGGUCUAGUCACUAUGCACACUUUAUGCCAGAGAGAGUGUGAGUGAGUGAGUGUGUGUGUGUGUGUAGCAUUUCCUUUGUGGAAGGUAUACUGCUAAGAGUUUUAUGUGCUUUAUCUCCGUUCAUCUUCGUAAGACCCUAUGACCUGGAUAGAAUUAUUACCUCAAUUUUACUGUUAAGAAAAUUGAGGUGUAUUGUUACAUUACCUAUUUUACUUGUUUCUGAGGUUCUGUUGAAUAAGAGAUGUGUUAAUGAUAGCUUUUGGGGGGAGAAGAAAACUACAAAAUUAAACAUACAUACUGAUUUUAACACACCUGUUUGAAAAGAAUGUAAAUGUGAAAUAGAGGAUAUGUGUAUAAUUGUCUCCAUUUUACAGAUAGGGAAACCAAAGACUAAGGUUAAAUUACUGCAGAAGAUGAUGUCAAAGACUAUCUUCCUAAACUACGUGUUAUAGUGCCUCUCACUGUGGGUGAAAUUGUGAUGACACUUUGUGAUUAAUAAUAGUCUAGGAAAUCAGCCAGGUGAUCCACCCACCUCUGCCUACCAAAGUGCUAGGAUUACAGGAGUGAGCCACCGCACCUGGCCUAUCAUAUACUUCUUAAAUGUAUGGAAGUUAACUGUUGUGUUCAUUGACAGCAAUUUUGUAUCUCAGGUCAUCCUUCCUGAAAUAUCCUUUGUAACAACCUAUGUUUUUAUGACCUUGUGAAUUAAAACUGCAAUUUUUCUUAAGCUAAUUCUUUUUGUAAGGAUUUUAUUUUAUUUUAUUUUAUUAUUUUUUGAGACAGAGUCUCCUCUGUCGCCCAGGCUGGAGUGCAGUGCUUCAGUCUCUGCUUAUUUCAACCUCUGCCUCCCAGGUUCAAGCAAUUCUCAUGCCUUUGCCUCCUGAGUAGCUGGGAUUACAGGCACCCGCCGCUGUGCCCAGCUAAUUUUUUGUAUAUUUAGUAGAGAUGGGGUUUCACCAUGUUUGCCAGGCUGAUCUCAAACUCCUGGCCUCAGGUGAUCCACCUGCCUCCUCCUCCCAGAGUGCUGAGAUUACAGGCCUAAGCCACUGCACUGGGCCCGUAAGGAUUUUAUACAGCCUCUGCAUUUUCAUACUGUGUCUAAACUUGCAUACUCUUUUUUUUUUUUUUUUUUUUUUUUUUGAGACAGAGUCUCCUCUGUCACCCAGGCUGGAGUGCAGUGGCGCAAUCUCAGCUUACUGCAACCUCUGCCUCCCAGGUUCAAGUGAUUUUCCUGCCUCAGCUUCCCGAGUAGCUGGAAUUACAGGCAUGCGCUACCACGCCCAGCUAAUUUUUGUAUUUUUAGUAGAGAUGGGAUUUUGCCCUGUUGGCCAGACUGGUCUAGAAAUUCUCACCUCAGGUGAUCCACCCACCUUGGUCUCCCAAAGUGCUGGGAUUACAGGCAUGAGGCACUGCACCCAGCCUGAACUUGCAUACUUUCUUGUCAUCUUUUUGCUUCCCUGGUUAACAAGAAAAAAAUUGGCCAUGAUCAGAAAUUUGUUGAAGAAAAAAAAUUUUUUUCACCACCAAUACAUUUAUUUGCAGGAGAUAGGGUCAAAUCUUACCACUAACUUUUUUUUUUUUUUUUUUUUUGAGACGGAGUCCCGCUGUGUUGCCCAGGCUGGAGUGCAGUGGCGCAAUCUCAGCUCACUACAACCUCUAACUCUUGGGUUCAAGAGAUUCUCUUGCCUCAGCCUCCCGAGUAGCUGGGAUUAUGGGUGCCCACCACCACGCCCAGCUAAUCUUUUUUGUAUUUUUAGUAGACAUGGGAUUUCACUAUAUGUUGACCAGUCUGGUCUCAAACUCCUGACCUCAAGUGAUCCACCCACUUCGGCCUCCCAAAGUGCUGGGAUACAGGCGUGAGCCACUGCACCUGGCCUUAUGAACUUUUAAACUAGGUAGGACUAGACACACUGAUCUGCCUAACGUCUGGGUAUUUAUCCUGCACACAAGGCAUCACCAGUAAACACAUGAGCAUUAGAUGAGGGGGAUGCAUUCUGACUAAUCACAUGAUUGCCUAUUCGGAGGAAGAUACUGCCCUUGUAUCAAAAGUAGUGUUGAGAAAAACAAAGGCAGAGCCUAGCAUUUGCCUCCUAGCACAGGCUGAAACAUGCUAGUGGCCUUGUGCAGAAGAAUGAUGCUUUCAGCUGAGCUGCAAGAUAGGAGCUGGACCAACUGGGGGCUUGGACAGGGGUGGGAUCUGACCUGAUUAGGCUUUCCCCAUCCAAUCUGGGCCUCCAAAAGCCGUUCUCUGGCCCUCUGGACAAGGCAGACUCAGCAAAUCUGGGAGGUAUGGGGAUUCUGCCAAUUCCCCACCUAGCCCCACCUCCCCCAGGUUUGGCAGGCGAUCUAAUCCCCAGGGUGCAGCCCCACCCCCACCUGACCCCACAUCUGGACAAACACAUGGCAAAUAUGGAAACUGAAGCGCAGCUGGGCUGGACCACAUCUGGUUGUUGCUGUGUUGGAGUCAUCUUGCAGAUAUCCUGAGAUAAUCAGGCCUCACCCACAGUGGCCAGGUUGAGACAGCGUUGUUUUUUUUAAAGAUGAUUCAUGUUGCUCCAGGCCAAAGCAUGAUCCUGAUGACACGUGUGGAAAAGCAGGCUGGAGCCUCAGUAGAGCUGGCCCUGCACACUCAGGUACUUACAGCAGUAAAUCCAGGAUUUGAACACCAGGGAGUAAGGAGAGAGCCCAGCCUGCGGCCUGCAGUUGUUCACAGCCAUGAGGCUGCCAACUGGCAGGAAAGGGUAGGUCAGCAUGCUCACUGCGAUCUCCAUCACAAACUUCGUGUAGCUCUGGAUGGUCAGGGCCUGGCCUAACUGGGAACCCCGAUUCUGGUCAUUUCUCAGCCCCCCUAGGUGUCACUCACUCUGUCAUCCACCAGGUAGGCAUUGAUAAAGUGGGCCAGCAGGUUAUAGCCUCACAAGAAAACUACUUCACCCGGGACAUGAGGGAUCAAGCCAACAAAGAAUCCCAGCGGCCCUUCCUCAUUGAAAAUCUUCCCAGUGGAGCUCAGCACACCACUGUACUUCACCUCCCAUCCCACAGAUUAGACCAUGCAGCACAUCAAGAUGGCAUGCAGGGGGUGGGCCAACAUACAGGACGCACACUGCAUCAUCAUCCCCUAGGAGGUCUCCUUCACUGCUUGCUUCAGAGAAGUCUUCAUAUCCAUCCUUAUUGGAAACCUCCUUGAUUUCAUCUGGAGGGAAAACCUUCACGCUGCCCCUGGUUACAAAGGAGAGGGGUCACAUCAGUUGGGGGCUCAGACCUCGGAACAGCCCUGUCUUGCCAUCCAUCACACCCAUGCCCAGUGCCACAAAAAGCUUCAGUGGUCAGGGAGUUGUCUUCAGGACCCAGGACCCAGGACCCAGGACACACCAUCCAUUCUUCUGGCCAAGGGUAGCAUGGAUGUGCGUGGGCAGUCUCAGCCUUCACUGCAAGUUCCUGCUCCAGCUCCUGCUUCUGCCAUCUCCAUGGCACUACCACAAGCCCAGGGCCAGAAAUUUUAACAAUCACAGCAUUGUUUAUGAUGGUAAAAAUUGGGAAAAAAUCUUAGUGCAUAUUAUGCCAGUUAUUUAUUGCCUUUCAGUUCCAAAUCCAUCAUUUAUUGCUUGCUCUACCAUGAUGAAGCUGGGCCCUGUAAGCAUUUCUUCCUCAUUAGUGGACAGGCUAACAUUUUGUCAGUAGAGGGCCUUCGGAGGAUACUACAAGAGGAAGGGCUUUCUCUUCUUAGUUCCAGUGUGUGUCUAUUCCUGAUUCUGUGUGGCUGCCAGUGGCAUGUAUGGGGACUUCUAGUGGCACUCACCCUGUCAAGUAUCAGUGGCUCCACUGCGGACUUCUUCCACACCUGUGUCACUGAGACAAUUGACCAGUGAGUUCCACAAGCACCCAUUGCCAGCUUUAGCCUGCAGCAGCUCAUUAGACCUCUACCGUCCAGUUGGUCAUGUCCACAACUCCUCCAACAUGUUUUGGAUCUCAGCCCUGGAGGGGAGGGGGCUAUUCCAAAUUUAUUUCUUCCUUGGGUACUUUGCCUCAGCUCUAGAGGUAGUGGCUGCUCCCUAUAUAUGCUAUUCCUGUAAUAUGUAACACUUUCUACCCCUUCUAUAGUCGGUCACUUGCUCCUAGUUGAUAAUUCUCUUUAUUAACAUUUUCAAAUUACUGUGUGGUUUUCUGUCUCCUGACUGGACUUGACCUACUGUAUCGUUGGGAGCAAGAUGAAAUAAACUAGAAUAUUAUGCAAGAAUUAAAAAAGAAUAACCUAAGCUAGGCACAGUGGCUUAUGUCUGUAAUCUCAGCCCUUUGGGAGGACGAGGCAAGAGGUUUACUUGAGCCCAGGAGUUUGAGACCUGCCUGGUCAACAUAGCAAGACCCUGCCUUUACAAAAAAAAAAAAAAAUUAGCCAGGCAUGGUGGUGCACACUUGUUGUCCCAGCUACUUGAGAGGCUCAGGAGGGAGGAUCGCUCGAGCCCAGGAGUUCAAGACUGCAGUGAUCUGUGACUGUGCCACUGCACUCCAGCCUUGAUAACAAAGCAAGACGGUCUCCAAAAAGAAGAACAUACACUUCUGCUUCUGCCUGUGAAGGAUCAACUGUUACAGAAAUUACCUUCUCUUCAUAAAUAGAAAAUUGCACAAAACAUGAAAUAAUUGUUUUCAGAUCUUGUACAAGAGACAGGACAAGACUGUGUACUUUGAGAGAAAGGAAACCAGUGAAGGUGAGUCCUACAAUUGCUCCAGCCAGGAGGCAGUUUUCAGACUGUAGCACAGAAAGGAGUUACCCAACUGAGCAUUUCACUGAGUUGAAGAGAAAGAUAGCAAAAUACAGCAGAGGCCGGAAUUUGCAGGAUGGAGUGCUAAGAAGAGGGAUCUCCAUGGAGAAAGCUCUGUAGAUUUCCACAGGGGCCCUUAUAAGUCUUUGGCUGAGUUCUGUCUGCACAUAUAUGGGAUAAAACUUGAUGAGGCCUGGAAAAGAUCCACCCAAAAGCAGUCGGCCAAACACUUCUUGGAGUUCCUGAAGGGCAGGGAAUUGUGGAACAUUCCACAGAUUUGGAAGAUCUAUGCUGGGCACAGUGGCUCACACCUGUAAUCCCAGCACUUUGGGAGACCGAGGCGGGCGGAUCACCUGAGGUCAGGAGUUCGAGACCAGACUAACCAACAUGGAGAAACCCUGUCUCUACUAAAAAUACAAAAUUAGCCGGGCAUGGUGGUGCAUGCCUGUAAUCCCAGCACUUUGGGAGGCUGA
Messenger RNA from Gorilla gorilla gorilla (western lowland gorilla), 7678 nucleotides. RefSeq lists its product as uncharacterized. The record is from RefSeq and is a predicted model, not a curated record. The coding region runs from base 3391 to 4305 and encodes 304 amino acids. NCBI's taxonomy places the organism in Eukaryota, Metazoa, Chordata, Mammalia, Primates, Hominidae. The transcript is spliced from 2 exons.